GUUUCGCUUAACGGAUUGUCUCUAGCUUCUUCGACAGGACCAUCUUCGUACAGUAGUCUCCCAUUCUUUCCUCUUCCGCUGACCAGUAGCAAUGGUCGUCCUCGGAGAUUCCCAGCAGAAGGCGGCGUUCUCCAUGUGCGUCAUAUCCAUCCCCAUAUGUAUAUUGGCAACUAUUUUGCGCUUCGUCGCCACCCGACGCUCCGGCCGGAGAUCUGGAUUUGAAGACUGGUUCGCGCUUGCGGCUCUGCUAACCUUUCUCCCCCUCGCUGUGGGGCUUACUUAUGUUGUGGUCAAACUCGGGAACAGGACAACGCCAAUGUUCUUGGAGGCACUGAAGGGACGAGACCCGGAGGCGGUGGGGUUCCUCAAAGUGAUAUGGAUCAAUAUGAGCUUUUUCUGGCCUCAGCAAACUUUCACAAAGCUGAGCCUGCUAGCACUAUACCACCGCCUCUUUUCCGUCAGUCACCGGUUCGUCGUGGGCAUCUGGAUCGUUACCGGCCUGCAGAUUGCACUGGGGAUUGGCGCCUACGUCACGUACUUCAACACAUGCAGGCCCGUAUCAAAAAGUUGGGAUAUCGAGAGUGGUGGGACCUGUUUCAAUAACACCAUCUUCUUCAGCAUCGCCAAUCCUUUAAACUCAUUAAUAGACUUUGUGAUGGCUGGACAGGCCGUCUGGAUGUUGAAGUCUCUUCGGCUUGGGGCCAAUGCUAAGUUCAAACUAGCUCUCCUCUUCCUACUCGGAGGUUUGUCGGGCGCAAUAGGCUUCGUGAAGCUUGGCCUGGCUCAGAAUGCCGUCAAUCACGACUUCCGGCAGGCUAUCUUCGACGAGGUCCAGAUGGCGACGAGCGUUAUCUGCUGCUGCGGUCCGCUCUACAAAAACCUGUUUUCCACCAAUAGGCACCUCGUUCGGGCGCUAUGCUCAUGGGUGACACGCGUGCAAGGAACCGACGCCGACGCCACAGACAACCCUCCGGGGGCCUAUUCCCCUUAUAGGCACCGGACCCCGCGCAUGUUCUCGUCUGCCAACCCCCCCGCCACCCUAGACAAGAUCCGACGUGACAAGUGGGUGAACCUCGAUGACUCGGUACUUGUUUGGACCAAUGUAGAGGCGUCUCGUAUUGACGUGGAGAUAUCUCACGCCGAUCAAGGGCUCGAGACGCCAUAUGAACCGGGAGUCGGCAUUCCCUUGCGAGCUGUGCGAGUCGACCGAAGAAUCGAGAUCAUGUAAUAUACAUAAUCUCUGCUAUGGUGCUGACGGGGAGUUGGCCUAGCCGAAGGGCUCGGACGAGUGCAACUAAACAUUAUAAUACGACCGAUGACGGAGACUGGAUGUUCGUUUACGGCCCUGCGGGAACCUUCUUCUCGGCUCUCUGGCGAGCUUCUCUAAGAUAUACGAGACCGAAG
Durotheca rogersii is the source of this 1404-nucleotide messenger RNA. RefSeq lists its product as uncharacterized. NCBI's taxonomy places the organism in Eukaryota, Fungi, Ascomycota, Sordariomycetes, Xylariales, Xylariaceae. The transcript is spliced from 5 exons. The coding region runs from base 92 to 1228 and encodes 378 amino acids. The record is from RefSeq and is a predicted model, not a curated record.